Messenger RNA from Necator americanus (New World hookworm), 6219 nucleotides. RefSeq lists its product as uncharacterized. The coding region runs from base 1 to 6219 and encodes 2072 amino acids. Gene Ontology annotation, molecular function: ABC-type transporter activity; lipid carrier activity; ATP hydrolysis activity. The transcript is spliced from 53 exons. Gene Ontology annotation, cellular component: membrane; intracellular membrane-bounded organelle. The record is from RefSeq and is a predicted model, not a curated record. Lineage: Eukaryota; Metazoa; Nematoda; Chromadorea; Rhabditida; Ancylostomatidae. Gene Ontology annotation, biological process: transmembrane transport; lipid transport.
AUGACAAUUCUUCGUCAACUGUUUCAUAUCACUCGCAAAAACUUUAUAUCGAAAAAGAGGAACUGGGUACUUUCUUUGUUGGAGCUGUUCCUCCCAACUGUACUCGUUGCACUGGUUGUAUCGCUUAAGAAGUAUCAACAACCAUGGCUCGUAACUUCGACGAACGCAAUGGUCCGAGGUCUCCCCUCCGCUGGUCUGUUCAGUGUGUUUGCAUCGUUUUGUCCUAGCAGUCUCAAAAAGUAUGAUGUGAAUGGUUUUGCAGUCAUCAAUGGAUCUCGAGAGUACGAAUUCUUGGAACUCCUCGACAAGAUAUCCGGAGCUUUUAUGAAAAACGACACAAACAGAAGCACUCCUUUUACAUUUGAUAGAAUCCCGGUGCUGUUCGGCAAUUUUGAGAGAACCCUAGAGGAAGAAGAGAUACUCAUCAAGUGCAGCAUGACGUCUCUCCACACAUUCGAAUGGGAAGAAUGUUUGUCGAAGCAUCCUAACUCGAUGAAGAAGAUCAACAAAAGCUUUACUGAGUUACAAGAAGAAGUACUACUUGUGAAUGAAGAAACGGGUUUACUGGACAACCUCGCUGCGAUCUCACAAAUAAUGGAGGCUCCUUCUAAGGACGCUAGCGGCUCCACCUAUUUAUUCCAAUUCCUAAAUCACAUCGUUUGUGGAGGUGGGCUGUCUGACGGCAGGCCUGAUGAAAAAACCGGCGGAGAUAUCAAUACUAAUCAGCUGAACAGACUGGGAAUACUUCAAGCAAUGCUCCGAAGGAAUGCAAAAGUCCUUUACGCUCCUAAUAUCACCAUUGUUGACCAAGUCAUUGCAAAGGCUAACGAAUCACUGGUUUUCGCUUUUGAGCUGAACGAAUUCGCACAACUGGCGGCUGAAAUACUCAACAAAAGCGAUUCUCAGAAUGAGUUAUCGGUGGUUAAUGAAAGCAAGGUUUUGCUGCCAACAACUAAACAGUUCAUUAAUCGGCACUUUGGCGAAAGCGCUUUACCAAAUAUUUUUCCCCGAGUUAAUCACGACAGUCUGAAUAACGCACUGGCUACCUUUUUAUCAGUGGCAAAUCAAACGCGUAUGGACGAGAUCUUUCCAACGUUCAUUGGAUUCACAAAUGAGUCAAUGCUGGAGGACUUCGCGAAAAGGGCAGAUCGGGAAAACAUCACUGUUAUUGCCGGUAUCGUCUUCGACGAUGUUGGAGAGAGAAAUAAAAGCCUUGGUCCGGUGGUCAGCUACAAAAUUAGACAGAAACCAGCUUUCACACCGUCAACAGAGGCAGCCCGAGAUGUGCUGGCCGUAUAUGCUGGUCCGCGCGACUGGGAUGACUCGUAUUACUCCUACGGAUUCUUAUGGCUACAGGAUGUCAUCGAGCGCUCGAUCAUAUCAGUUAUGGUUGACUUACCAAUUGUUGAACCGGGAGCUGGAAUGUUAGAAAUGGCUUUUCCAUGUUUUCGAUACGACCGAUUUCUUAUAAACAUGCAGACAGUGAUUCUAGUUAUUUUGGCACUCUCGUAUCUUUGCACAUUGUCGUUUCUGGUGGACGACAUUGUUUAUCAGAAGGAGCACGGCCUUACUGAAAUGAUGCGUUGCAUGGGCGCCGACACUUUCGUAAUAUGGCUCUCGUGGAUUAUUUCAACUCUUCCUCAGGCUACCUUGGUCAAUAUCAUCAACACCUCCUUUUUAUUCUACAAUGGUGCCAUCUUUCGCCUUACUAGCGUCUCCGUGGUUUUCGUUCUGCUUAUGAUUUACGCAUUCUCCGUCAUAGCAAUGGCCUUUUUCCUUUCGUCUUUGUACUCGCAUGCUAGAAUGGCCACAGCGAGCUCUGCCAUCAUCUUCUUCGUUUGCACCAUGCCUUGUACCUAUCUUGCGAUUCGAGAACAGUCCACAUUUCGGGCGUCGCCGGACUGGAUGAUUGGGCUCGCAUCUGUCGUCCCUCCAUCUGCCUUUGGAGCAGCAGUGAAAGUUCUCCUUUCUGCUGAGCGAUCAGGUCUGAGUGUUAGCUGGUCGACGCUGUUCGGCGUCUUCGGGCAAAACAAAAGCAUCUUUAGCGUGGGGUUUCUGAUGAUCAUACUACUACUCGAGAGUAUUCUGUAUUUUGUACUUGCUUUGUAUAUUAAUAAAGUGUGUCCUGGGCAACAUGGUAUUCCAUCAAGCUGGUGUUUCCCAAUCAAGAUCAUUGCGGAAAAAUCUUCCAAAUAUGAAGCUUCAGUAGAGCCCGUGCAUUCGCAAAUGGGGUCUACUGAGAACGCAGACGAUUCUGACGGUGCGAAAGCCAGCAUUCGACUCACCGGUGUCUCCAAGAAAUAUUCGAGUCAAGGAGCUAGAGAACUAGCUGUGAACAACCUGACAUUAAAUUUCUACCAGGAUGAGAUCACUUCAUUGUUAGGCGAGAACGGAGCGGGGAAGUCAACAAUUAUAAGGAUGAUUAGUGGGGAUAUGGCUCCCACCACUGGCUUCAUCACUGUUGGUGGGAAAAACAUCUUGGGAUCAGAGCGUGUGCAUGUCGGUAUUUGUCCUCAACACAAUGUCUUGUUUCCAAGCCUAACUGUUGGCGAACAUUUGCGGUUCUAUGCUGCUCUCAAAAAUCCGAUCCUUUCGCAGAAAGAAAUAACCAGUAUCGUCGACGAAAUGGUUUAUGACCUUCACCUCGUGGAUAAGUACAAUGCCUUGGCAUCCACUCUUUCCGGUGGCAUGCAACGGCGACUUUGUAUAGGGAUUGCAUUCAUUGCGGGAUCGAAAACGGUGAUUUUGGAUGAACCGACGGCUGGUGUCGAUCCUUUUGCUAGACGUGCUAUAUGGGAUCUUGUGCUCAAGUAUAAAGAGAAUCAUACCAUCAUAGUUGCUACUCACUUUCUGGAUGAGGCUGAUAUCCUCAGUGAUCGCAUAGCCAUUAUAUCCGAGGGUAUUCUCAAGGCUGCGGGAUCUCCUUUAGCGCUGAAACACGAGUACGGAGAUGGAUACAAACUCUCAGUUUCUUUGAGCGACGACAGUAAGGCACUCAGCGACUGCCAGAAAUGGCUGGAGAGCUUCGACGGAAAAAUAGUGCUUCUAGAUUUCUACGGCUCUCAUGCAGAAAUCGGACUUCCUGAUUGGACAAAUGCCCAGUUAGUGCAGAUGCUCGCCGCGAUGGAGGACUCGCUCACCGAUGAAAAUUUCCCAAUUGUGGCCUAUUCUAUGAAUGAUUCUACACUAGAGGAGAUUUUUGUAAAAUUGAUAGGUAGACCAAGUAGAAGAGGCCUAAAAGCAACUUUCGAGAACAUCCUGGAAGGAGAUUCCUCAGCCAGCUCGGAGCCUUACUUCGAUUUCUCAGCAUUUGAGAAGCAUCCAUCCAAAAGUGCUGCGCGUAUAUGGCAACAUAUUACAGCAUUGCUAAAAAAGCGAAUGAAAUAUGCCUCUCGAAGUUGGAGGACUUUGUUCUCACAGCUAGUGAUUCCAGUUUUGUUCGUGGUGCUGGGGAUGGGAGUUGCGCUCCCAGCCAUCUCGCAUUCGAAUUCUCCUCCAAUUGAAAUAUCUACCGCCCAAUUUGUCAAUAUAACAAUGUCCGAGAUUUUGGUUCCGUAUCAAGAUUUUGUUGCGAUGCCGACUUAUCCUUACUCAAACCUGACGUCUCAAGAUAAGUACUUGAUAGAUUCGGGAGCUGCAGUUACUCAGCUUUUCAACCCAGCUGGUCCAGGAUCUGUGUGUGCUGUCAGAGACACCUCUUUGACGUGGCUCGAUGCGAAUCAGGCGAAUACGUCAGAAGAAAUUCUUUUGAGACUAGUCGACCUGAGAUAUUUCGAUGGACACUGCUUCUUCCUAUCAUGCACAGCCUGCACUCGAUCGGGCAGUUUAUUUCAGUUCAAAGUUCCUGAUAAUCGUGACUCGUCGGACGCUUCUUGCCGCUGUGAGAAGUGGAAAUUUGUGGAAGCAUGUGACGCAUUUCCUCAAACGAACGUAACGGCAUUUGGGCUUAGUGGGUCCGUUCCCUACGACGUGUCUGGAUUUGACAUAUCUGCAUGGACUAAAGGAUUUUCGAAGAACGCUAGCUUUGGGUUUGGUGGUCUCGGUUUGGGGUUCCAAAAUCCGAACGUUCCAUUUGAUUACGGAGUAGGAAAACACAGGCUCUUGCGCAAACUAGCAGUUAGGCACGUGACAAAGGUUCUGUUUGACAACCGUGCUUUCCAUUCUCAGCCCAUCUAUUUGAACCUCUGGCACAACACAUUGCUGAGAGCAGCGAUACGUCGAAGCGGUGCGAAUGUUAAUCCGGGAGCGUACGCAAUAAGACUCACCAAUCAUCCUCUUCCUUCUGAUAAAAUUAUGUUCAGUGUAGAACAAAUUUUGCAAAACAACGAUGUCUUAAUUGCCAUGUUCAUUGUUAUUGCACUAAUUUUCGUCCCCACUUCUUUUGUUUUCCUGUUGGUUUCGGAACGUUCAUCAUCAGCACUUCAUCUUCAGCACAUGGCCGGAUUUUCACCUUUUUUAUACUGGACAACGAAUUACAUUUGUGAUGUCUUAAUGUACAUGUUCACUGCUUCGUGCACAUUACUAGUUAUUUAUGUUCUCGGUACUUCUGUUUACUCGUCUUUAGCAACCAUUCAAGCAUUUGCUGUUCUAAUGACCCUUUUCGGAAUCUCAUCAAUUCCUUCGGUCUAUAUGUUUUCUUUCGGAUUUUCUGCUGCAUCAACAGCAUACAUAGUGCUCAUUAUGGGUUCCUUAUUCUUAUCGAUGUUCCUGCUCUUUACGUCAUUUUGCUUACAGUUAUUUGGAGUAGAUUCCAAGACCUUGGCUGCGGCAGACGGUGUGACACGAUACAUCUUUGCCAUCUUCCCUCCGUUCGCUUUCGGUCGUGGUAUGCUUGAUUCGGCUCUUAAUGUGUAUUACAACAAUUUCUAUGCAUUUGCUGGGCAAUGGUGGAACAUCACCUCCGCGUUGGGAAGUGGAAUCUUAUCCAAGUACAUUGGUGCAAUGUCUCUGACUGCAGUGAUUUCGGGCAUUGCUACAAUCUUCUUUGCAAAUGUUGCAAAAAUGCCAAAAUGUCGGCAAGCCGAUGCUCUUCCCAUUGAUCAGCACGAUGGCGAAGACAAUGUUUUGGAAGAAAGAAGGCGUGUACGUCAUGUAGAUUCCACCGAACAGAACAUAUUAACAGUAGAUUCACUCGAAGUGUGCUACAGACGUUCCAUGUUUUCUAAACCCACUCAUGCAGUGCGGAAUGUCUCAUGGGGAGUUCGGCGCGGAGAAUGCUUUGGACUAAUUGGUGUCAAUGGAGCAGGCAAAACAAGCACAUUCCGUGUUUUGUGCGGGUUGCAGACCCCGGAUCGUGGAGUGGUUCUUCUAGGAAACACUAUAAUUGAACCUGGCACGGAUGCAUUCACUCGCAUUGGUUAUUGCCCGCAAUCAGAUGCUUUGUAUCAAGAACUAACUGUGCGGGAACAUCUGGAAAUGCUUGGCAGUAUCCACGGUUAUACCUCCUCGUCUAUUCAUUUAGUUGUUCAACUCCUUCUGGAUGUAUUUGACAUCGCGCAGUAUGCUAAUACGAAAUGUCAUGCACUAAGUGGCGGAACAAAGAGGAAGCUUUCGAUGGCUCAAGCGCUCGUUGGUAAUCCUGAAAUUCUUCUUCUUGACGAGCCAACUACAGGAAUGGAUCCUAAGAGCCGUUUGCUUAUUUGGGAGGCGGUGGACCGAUUUGUAAGAGGAGGAAGAAGCGUAGUGUUGACGACUCACUCGAUGCCCGAAAGUGAGGCUCUAUGCAGAAAUUUAGCAAUUAUGGUCAACGGUGCGAUAAGAUGCAUUGGCACACCUUUGUUCAUUAAAAAUAAGUACGGCACGGGUUACAAUGUACGCCUUCGUCUACACACUUGCAGCGAGCAAGAAAGGCUCUCAGCGGUGACAAGAUUGAAAGAGGGCAUACCUACAGCAUUGCUACUGGAAGCACAUGCGUCUAUAUUACACUUCGAAGUCCCACCGCCUUAUGCUCUCUGGAAGAUUUUCCACUUCAUUUCGACAAGCAUGGAUGAUCUCGUACAAGAGUUCUCGGUCUCUCAGAACAGUCUUGAUCAAGCGUUCGUAAGCUUCGUGAGAGAGCAGACGGAUCCUGGAGGAGAGAUGCGUCGUACUCUCACCGCUUCAGUUGACGAUGUUUGCGCCGUAGCUAAUCCCACUUCAGUCGACGUGGACGUAAGAACACCAUAUUCACCCUCACCUCCGUCAUCUCUCCAGAGCAGCCGGGUGCAUCUUGUGUAUUGA